AUGGUGAUCCAAAGACAACUUGUUCUACAAGGAGAUUCCAAAUCGGCUCCAUAUGCUUCAAUUUUGACAUUGGCUGCUGGCGGACAUUCAAUUGAAAAGUCAAUUUUGUUGAAAGAAGGACAAGCAUUGAACCUUAACUUGUAAGUCAACUUUUUUAAAAAUAAAAUUGAAUUGAAUGAAUUUUUAAUUUCAAGGGAUGGUGAACGAAUUUCGAAUGAUAUUACGAUUUCUCGAAUUAUUGCUCAAAGUUCGAAAAAUUCAAAUGAACUGUUAGGUGGUUCAUUCAAUGAUUUCGCUCAAAUUGAUGAGAUUCUCAACAUUGCUGAAGAUAUUCUUUCUGGUUCAGCUGCUCCACAAACUUUGAACUCUGUUCAACCGCUUUCUGGUCCAUUGAACUUGGCUGAUUUGGCUAUUUUUUCGAUUGCUCAUAACAAUUCUGAUUUGAAAAAGAAAUUCUCAGGAGUUAUUGAGAAAGUUUUGGGUGAUUCGAGAUUGGGAAUUGCUCAUAAUACAGUAGGAAUCUACAAAGUUGAAGUUGCUCAAUCACAAACUCAAAAACCAACGAAAGAAAAGAAGAAAGACGAAGGAAAAUUCGUUGAAUUACCAGGAGCUGAAAAAGGAAAAGUUGUUGUUCGUUUUCCACCAGAAGCAUCUGGAUAUCUUCAUAUUGGACAUGCAAAAGCAGCACUUUUGAAUCAAUAUUAUCAACAAGAAUUUGAUGGCCAACUCAUUAUGAGAUUUGAUGAUACAAAUCCAGCAAAAGAAAAUGCUCAUUUUGAACAAGUUAUCAAAGAGGAUUUGAAAUUAUUGAAUAUUAUUCCUGAUAGAUGGACACAUUCAUCUGAUCAUUUUGAACUUCUUCUUGAAAUGUGCGAAAAAUUGUUGAAAGAAGGAAAAGCUUAUGUUGAUGAUACUGAUACAGAAACAAUGAGAAAUGAAAGAGAAGCAAGACAAGAUAGUAAAAAUAGAAAUAAUACACCAGAAGUAAAUUUGAAAUUAUGGAAUGAGAUGAAAGAAGGAACUACAAAAGGAUUAACAUGUUGUGUUCGAAUUAAAAUUGAUAUGAAAUCAAAUAAUGGAGCAAUGAGAGAUCCAACUAUUUAUCGGUGUAAACCAGAAGAACAUGUUAGAACUGGAUUGAAAUAUAAGUAAGUUGAAUAUGAAUAAUUGCAAAAAUAAUUAAUUAUACAUAUUUUAAGAGUUUAUCCAACUUAUGAUUUCACAUGUCCAAUUGUGGAUAGUAUCGAAGGUGUUACACAUGCUCUCAGAACAACUGAAUAUCAUGAUCGGUUAGUUACAUAUAUUUCUAGAUUCAUAUAAAAACUAAUAAUUUAUAGAGAUGAUCAAUAUUAUUUCAUUUGUGAUGCUCUUGGUCUUCGACGUCCUUAUAUUUGGGAAUAUGCUCGAUUGAAUAUGACAAAUACUGUUAUGUCAAAAAGAAAAUUGACAUGGUUUGUUGAUGAAGGACAUGUUGAAGGAUGGGAUGAUCCAAGAUUGCCAACAGUUCGAGGAGUUAUGAGAAGAGGUUUAACAGUUGAAGGAUUGAAACAAUUUAUUGUUGCACAAGGAGGAUCAAGAAGUGUUGUUAUGAUGGAAUGGGAUAAAAUAUGGGCAUUCAAUAAAAAGGUUCGAUUUUUUAUCCUUUGAUUAUUUACAAAAUGUAUUUUUUUUAGGUAGUUGAUCCAGUUGCUCCAAGAUAUACUGCUUUGGAUACAUCAUCUCCAUUAGUUGUUGUUGAAUUAACUGAUAAAUUGAAUGAUGAAGUUUCGAGCGUUGCUCUUCAUCCAAAAGAUUCAUCAAUUGGAAACAAAGAAAUUCAUCGAGGAAAACAAAUUCUUCUUGAACAAAUUGAUGCAGCAACAUUAAAAGAAGGAGAAACAGUUACAUUUGUUAAUUGGGGUAAUAUUAAGAUCAAUAAAAUUACCAAAAAAGCGAAUGUAAUUACUGGAAUCAAUGCAACUCUGGAAUUGGAUAAUAAGGAUUAUAAGAAGACAACAAAAGUUACAUGGAUUGGCCAAACUAAAAACGGAUCAACAAUUCCAGUUGUUACUGCUGAUUAUGAUCAUAUUAUUAGUAAAGCAAUUAUUGGAAAAGAUGAAGAUUGGAAACAAUUUAUCAAUUUCGAUUCUGUGGUAUGUGUUUUUUUUCCGUAAUUUUUUUCAUGAAAAAAAAUGAAUUUCAGAAAUACACAAAAAUGGUUGGAGAACCAGCAAUCCGAAAUUUGAGAAAAAGGCGAAAUUAUUCAACUUCAACGAAAAGGAUUCUAUAUUGUUGA
Messenger RNA from Caenorhabditis angaria, 2275 nucleotides. The record is from the annotation of a GenBank genome assembly. NCBI's taxonomy places the organism in Eukaryota, Metazoa, Nematoda, Chromadorea, Rhabditida, Rhabditidae.